Messenger RNA from Cladophialophora immunda, 3486 nucleotides. RefSeq lists its product as uncharacterized. The coding region runs from base 1 to 3486 and encodes 1161 amino acids. Gene Ontology annotation, biological process: chromatin remodeling. The transcript has a single exon. Gene Ontology annotation, cellular component: nucleus. The record is from RefSeq and is a predicted model, not a curated record. Gene Ontology annotation, molecular function: histone demethylase activity. NCBI's taxonomy places the organism in Eukaryota, Fungi, Ascomycota, Eurotiomycetes, Chaetothyriales, Herpotrichiellaceae.
AUGUCGGCUCAAGCGAAAUUUCUCGCGUGUCUGGAGAGGUUGAACGCCGCCGAGGCCAUGGUCGUGACGGGUGGCAGCAGUCAAGAAGAAGUACUAGCUAUACUACGUGGACUACGGACGGGACUGCGGGAUUAUCAAGAAGAGGUGGGAGAGGUGACUCCUGGUCCGCAGGAAGCACGCUGCCGAUACUGCCAUCACAAAGGGAGCAGGAGUCAGGGGGAGGAGGAGGACUCGACGUCGGCGGUGGCAGAGCUUCAGGCCCAUGACUCCACCACCCGGCUUACUUCGAGACCAGUCACUCCUCAGACUGAUGAAUCCACAAAUCGUCAGAUCGAAAAUAGCUCCACUACUGUUCCAAGCCAUGAUGACUCCACCACCAAGUUUACAUCAACGCCAGCCACUUCUGGAACCGAAGAAUGCACCACCCGGCUUACGUCGACGCCAGUCACUGCUCAUACUGAACACUCCACCAUUACUCAAAACGACAAUAGCUUUACUACUCUUCCAGGCCAUGAUGACUCCACCAUCCUGUUUACGGCAAGGCCGGUCACUUCUCGAACCAAAGAAUCCACCACCCAGCUUGCGUCCAGGCCAGUUACUCCUCAGACCGAAGCAUCCACAAAUCUCCAGAUCGAUAAUAGCUCCACUGCUCUCGAAAGCCAUGACGACUCGGCGGGAGAAGACACUGAAACCGACGAAUCCAUUCGUCUUCCAAGCCGUGGUGACCCGACGGACACUGAAACGGAUGAAUCCACUCGUCUUCCAAGCCAUGAUGACCCGACACCGGCGGCAGACCCUCAGACCAAUGAAUCCACCAGUCUUCCGACCCACGAUGACUCGUCGGAGUCUGAAACCGACGAACCUCCUCCCCUUUCGACCCACGAUGACUCGUCGGACUCUGAAACGGAUGAACCCACCAGUCUUUCAAGCCACGAUGACCCGUCGGACUCUGAAAUGGAUGAACCCACCAGUCUUUCAAGCCACGAUGACUCGUCGGACUCUGAAACCGACGAAUCUCCUCCUCUUUCGACCCGCGAGAACUCGCCAGACCCUGAAACCAGCACACAACUUGACUCCACUACAACUACACGCCUCCCGUCCAGGCCAUCCCCGCCGAAAGCGACCAACCGCCCCCGGUCCAAGUGGAGCUUGACCAUCCAAGAGAUGGGCGAGAACCUGGCCGCGAACAUCACCAAGCUCAUGGCCGACGAGACGUGUCUGGGCCUGGUCUCGAUCGCGGACUUUGACACGGACGUGGACUGGGCCGAUUUCGCCGCCGCGAUGGUCCCACCCGCAAAAAAGCGCGGCCAUGGGGUGGUCUACUCGAAAAGCUCGGUCUCGGGAGUCGGCCUGUUGGGGAACGCGGGCUCCAGGACGUUCCAGUUUCCCGACAUGUCCCAAGUCUCGUCAGAGGAGUCUCCGAGUCGUGAGGCCUGCCUGGACUACGUCCGUCAACUGAUCGACAGCCCUCCGAAGAAUGCGGUUCCUUACUACGUCGGCCCGCCCCUUUACCACGACGACGAGCGGUUUACGUCCCGGUUCGACGAUCUCUUGCAUCCGGGCCCGGCGCUCGCCGAGAUGCACCUCAUCGAUGGCGUCAACAAGCCGUGGCUCCACGCCGGCCUGAAGGGCUCGGGAACCGCCUUCCACUGCGAGGACGCAGACCUGGGGUCGUACAACUUGGUCCUCGGGGGCUGGAAGCUCUGGAUCUUGAUCCGCGAGAGUUCCCACCCGGCGUUUGAAGAGUUGGUCCGGAAACACUGGUCGUGCAACCGGUGUGAGCAGUUCGUCCGCCACAACGCACUCCUGAUCGGCCCCGAGACCUUGACGGCGAACGACAUCGAGUUCGACAUCCAUAUCGCGGGACCGGGGGAUCUCGUGUUUACCCGCCCGCGCCAGUACCACGCGGUCAUCAACGUCACGCCGUGCGUCGCCAUCGCCGUCAAUUUCCUCCCGCUCGGCCAACCGUUCUUACGCAAAGAUCUCCUCCUCGUUGUGUGCCCAAAGUGCGGGCUCUACAACCUCGACCUCGAGCAUCUCCAGAAGCAUAUGCAGCGGGUUUCCUACCGUCCGAUGCGUACGAAGACGACGACGAGGACCGUGUCCACGACGGCAACGGCAACGGCAAGCAACACGGCAGAGAAGAGGAAGACAGCACCGACCAAAAGUUCCCCGACGAAGUCCAAGAAGGCCCAAACCGCACCCGCCGCCAAAGACCUGCAGACCCAAGUCGAUCAGCUAUGCAAGUUGCGAGGAAACCGGCCGACGACUCAGAUGGCUUUGAAGCUGGUGGCGGCUAUCCGGAGCCCGCAGGCCAUCCACCAGUUCCGCGACCUCGUGGCCAGCAUGCGCGACCGAGGCUUUCACACCGCUCGCUUCGACGUCCGUGGCGAUCACUCACUCUGCGUCCUCAAACUGGCCACGAACGUCAACGUCUCUCAGCGCAAGUCGAAGCUCGAGACGUUCUUCGUUCGCCUCAACCAGUACCAUCUCGCGAUGGUGAUGGACCGUCUCAAGCUGGGGCGCAAAAGGUCUGAUACGGAGGACAUCACACGCGUUCGGCAAUGCACUGGAUGGAAUGACCGCCAAUACGCGGAGCAACGCACCCGGGGGAACAAGUGGAUACGGCUCUGCGACGGCGCCCGGUUCGACGGCCUCCUCUGCUUUAUGUUCCUGCACUCGCUGCCCGGAUCCGACGUCUCGCCGGACCACUACUUGAACAUGAGCGACCAAGACCUCCAGGUGUUCCAUCAUCUCCUCCUCCUCGACAAACAGACAGAAUCCGUUUGCGCGGCUGGGCAGGCGUUUCAACGGUCUUUGAACAGCACGAGCAUGGACACAGAGUUCUACUGGGAAGGCCAGAGCGUGGAUGUGGAUGUGGGUGUGGAGGAAGAUCCCGAGACGUUGCUCGCGUCCCUGAAGCCCUUUCCGACGCAUCCGACGCGUCCGACGGAGAAUGUCUAUGACCCAGGCAAGUAUCCCCACUGGCCCAAGCCACCCAACUGGCCAUGGGACUGGCCCGCGGACCCGACAUCGUUGCCGGCUGGCCAGUCCCGGUGCGACCUCUGCCGCAGCCCGCCCUGCCGGUGCGCCGCCGAACCUCAACGAGCCAUGCCGCGCAUCAAACACUUCGAGGGCCGUCGGGGCCUCCAGGCGGUGGCCAAUGGCCUGGGCCAACUGGCGUACCGGGCGGAUGGGGUGAUCGGGGUCUUUGCCGCCGAGCUGAUUCCUCUGGACACACGCCACCACGACGGAUGGGCCCUCGAGCUGGUCCGGGACGACAUCGGUGGAAGCGUGUGUCAAGUCUACGCCCGGGACAUGGGCAAUUCCUUCCGGCUGCUGCUCAACACUGCUGCCCGCGAGUCCAACGCCAAAUUUGCAAGCACGGUUGUCUCGGGGAAGUGGCGGAUCAUGGUGGUCGCCACACGGGACAUCUUGGACGGGGAGGAAAUCACUGUUGCUGUCACUGAUGGAACAGAGGGAUAG